Molecule: messenger RNA, 654 nt
Organism: Macaca mulatta (Rhesus monkey)
Lineage: Eukaryota; Metazoa; Chordata; Mammalia; Primates; Cercopithecidae
Gene: CLDN9
Product: claudin 9
Cellular component (GO): bicellular tight junction; membrane
Molecular function (GO): structural molecule activity
Source: RefSeq, marked inferred
AUGGCUUCGACUGGCUUAGAACUGCUGGGCAUGACCCUGGCUGUGCUGGGCUGGCUGGGGACCCUGGUGUCCUGUGCCCUGCCCCUGUGGAAGGUGACCGCCUUCAUCGGCAACAGCAUCGUAGUGGCCCAGGUGGUGUGGGAGGGGCUGUGGAUGUCCUGCGUGGUGCAGAGCACGGGCCAGAUGCAGUGCAAGGUGUACGACUCGCUGCUGGCACUGCCACAGGACCUGCAGGCUGCACGUGCCCUCUGUGUCAUCGCCCUCCUGCUGGCCCUGCUUGGCCUCCUGUUGGCCAUCACAGGUGCCCAGUGUACCACAUGUGUGGAGGAUGAAGGUGCCAAGGCCCGUAUCAUGCUCACCGCGGGAGUCAUCCUCCUCCUCGCUGGCAUCCUGGUGCUCAUCCCUGUGUGCUGGACGGCGCACGCCAUCAUCCAGGACUUCUACAACCCCCUGGUGGCUGAGGCCCUCAAGCGGGAGCUGGGAGCCUCCCUCUACCUGGGCUGGGCGGCAGCCGCACUGCUUAUGCUGGGCGGGGGGCUCCUCUGCUGCACGUGCCCCCCGCCCCAGGUCGAGCGGCCCCGUGGACCGAGGCUGGGCUACUCCAUCCCCUCCCGCUCAGGCGCGUCUGGACUGGACAAGAGGGACUACGUGUGA